CAUUCCUAGUUGAAUGAACUUUGACUAUUCUAUUUUUAGAAGUUGAUUGUGCAAAAAGAAGAAAACAUUAUUGUGUGACUUAGGCUCUUUUCCACUUUUCAGUCAUUUACUGGGAGUCGGCUAUUUUCAAAACAGGUGUUUUAAAUUGGUCUAAGAUACAUACUUUUUUCUUCUCGCCAGCAGUGACUUUUUCAAUAAUCAUAUAAACAGUUUCAGACACCCAGGGGUUUCUACAGAACAUGGUUUAUGUCAUGUACUUUUUUAUUUAAAAAAUCUUAUUAAAACACUAGCUGUGUGACAAUUUGAAAUACAGCUUGGCCCUCCUAGAGUUGGUUUCCCCCCACCCCCUUAUCACACAGAACUUUAAAAGUCAUGCUUAAGGUUACAUGUUUCUUUGCAGCCACCUAGUCUAUGGUAUUACCUUUAAACUACCACAUGGUGUCAUUAUAAGCAUGUUGAUAUUUGCUCAGUACUGAAUAUUCACAUGCAGGCUUGAUCAAAAGUGAUGUGUAACUUACAUAUCUUUAAUUUUGUAUGCUCAGAGAUUUCUAUUCUGUGUCAAAGUUCAGAUUACAGAGAUUCAGUGUCAAGCAAUGCCAUCGAAACUGAGCUGUCUGAAACCCACAACUCAUACUGCUGAGACUUUACAGUAACAUUUCAAAAUUAUUUCGCAGAUACAAAUGCAGAACAUUUGGAGGUUGAAUAAUGGUGGUGAAGAUUUAAAUUCUCAAGAGUUGUGUGCCAGACAUCUAAAGUUACACUUGAAUUACACUGCAGAGCUGUGGCUGCAGACAUUUAGUAGGCACAUAGCCUUACACAUCUUCCUUUCUGCCCACUUGGUACUGUUCUAUGUUUUACGGACAUGGGAGCAGUGGCAGAACUGAUUUGGUGAGACUUAAUCUUCAACUGCUGCAUACCUCCCCAGCUCCUGUCCAGUAGCUCGACUUGACUACAAUGGGAUAAUGGCUCAGGAAACACACAGAUCUCAACCCCUUGAGGGUUAUAUUUAGCAAUCCAAAUAAUCAGAACCAUUUCAUGUAUUUGGCAUGUGUGCCCAGGGCCCCUGCAGUCGCUCCCAAUACCCUUUGAACUAUAAGGCCAUUGGAAGGAGAGCAAUGUUGUCGAGCUAGUUGCUAGGCGCUGGUUGCUAGGUUACAUGCUGCUAGACUUCAGCUUUCUGCAUUCGACCGUCAAGUUCCCAACUUCAGUUCCUUAAAUAAAUGAAUGGUUCGUUCCUUUUGGACGUCACCAAGUUCUGCUCGCUCUGUUGGGACAGGGAAACCUUUCAUCAGUAAAUCCACCUCUGUAUCUUCAGAGAAGAUGGGUCGUCUCCCCCUGGGGGUUGUUUCUCCCUAUGUAAAAACUAGCUCUGGUGGGUGUAUGGACCCCAUGAAAUUCUACUGUACCAGCUAUGGCACAGCUUAUGGUCAAGCAGGGUUUCGUCCUCGGACUGGCAUCCACUCUGGAGCAGGAUAUAAAACCAAUUACCGUCCCGUUGUUCACUACAAGCCAAGCCUAGACAAAAUAGAUAAUCCAACUGUGGGGAAGCUCCUUCAGGACAACUAUGAGUCGACAACAACCAAGCACUUCCAGCCUCUUGAGCUCCCAGAUGGGAAAUAUCCUCUUCCCUGGAGUGUGUACCAGCCAGGGAGUGGGUAUGUCCGAGAAAAACCCCUUUCUUUCCCCACCACUAAAGAGGUCAAGAAAGUCCAUUUUGACACAGCGGACCAGGGAGCCCAAGCUAUAACAGGGUUGGAGCCUAAACAUACCCCUGACCUGCACAAGUUGUAUGGAAGAGGUUCUGUCGAUGUGGAACAUGCCAGACAUGGACCUCACUACAUGUCCACAGAGUACAACUCAAAGUACCGCUACAACAUUCCAGGACAACCAGAUUUCCUGCAGAAGAAAACAAUUGGAGCCAAAGAAGAGACUGGUUUUACUGAAGGCUGCCUGGCUAACCCCAUUAUGGACAAACCUCAGAGCAGCGCUCCAGGAGUCAGCAUUACCAAGACAGAUUAUCUGCCAUCUUGCCCUCCACAUGGUGAUGAGUUCCUACCAGUCCUGGCAAAGGGUUCUGAGAGGGGAUCUGGAUUCAGUCGGCAGAAUCUUGGCCGUACCCCAACGGUUCCACCAGAUGUAGAGGCACCGGGUCCCCUGAGCCACUCUCAGUUCCAAGGGCUUCAGCAUCAACCUCAGACACAGAACAACCUUCUAGGUCGGGAACAAGUGGGUCACAAGGAACCAUCAGGAUUCAGUCUCAAUAACCUUAAAUAUGUGACACCUGCACAUGAUCCAGAUCUGCCCAACAGAUUCCUGACAAGCUAUAACUCCAAGUUUUAUGAAAACAUUCCAAAGGGAGUGGAUAGGGAAGGCUGGACACGAGGAGGGAUCCAGCCACAGCAGCCUGGUGGUUUUGCUACUAAUAACCAUGCCACUGACUUAGGCACUGACCCCAAUGCCACAGAGACCUUGAGGACUAUCCAUCCUCAUGUUGGCAGGACAAUUACAACAGUUGAUCCAUUCUAUCGUGAUUCUCCCCAUGACCGCCGUUUUGCUGCUCUCCAUCAGACGACUGUGCCCAACUAACCUCUGUUCCAAACUGGACCUCACACCGAUAUCUUUGGGCCUCAGAACAAUAUCCCACAUGCUAAGGAAGGAGCAAGAGUGAUAGCACUGUCACAUCAUUCAUAUUUUACUGUUAAAGGUUGUAUAGUUUUAAAUAAAUUCAAACAAUAUAUUGCUGGUAUAUUUAAUGGAACUGGAACAGCAUCAAAAUGGAUAUAGAAAUACCCCUGGAAGCAGAGAUGGAUAUGACUUUCAUGAAGAGUCUGGUGAAGAUUGAAGAAACAGAAGGGUUGGGGUGGAACCUCAUGUAGUGAGGCCUCAUGUACAGGUGCCAGAUGUAAGGCAGGCCAAAACAGAAGGGUGCUCUGAACCAGGAACUACAUUUAUUCUUCAACUUCUCAACACUUGUCUUUCCUAGGAUUAGUAUAUGGUAUAAAUAUUCCACUAAUACAAUAGGUGGAUGAAUGUUGUGACCUUACACAAUGUCUUGUGUUGCAAAAGCACAAACAUCUCCUUCAUAUACAUCCAGGACAUCUUUCUGUUGCACUCUUCCAACAACCCUGCUAUGUGUACACUGGAUUUCUUCAGUUCCCAACAACUAUAGUGUAAUAAAGGUUGUGUGUCACUCUGCUGAGACUGCAAGCAGACUCAUUUAAUGCCAUAUCUGGUACAAUGUCCCCAUACCAGUACUGCUAGCAUGUUGUUCACAGCAUGCUGGUUAAUAUUUGCCUUGUGGCAGCAAAGAUAUUUUAUCUUUCUGAUUGUGGUAUAGUUAGAAACACACACACACAGAACAGAGAAACAGUAGGAUCUUUUGUCCCCUGCAGGGUGUGAUAUAACACCAUAUAGUAAGGGUUCCUGUAUGUCCUUUUCCUGUGAAACACAAAUUCACCCACCUACAUAGCUAGUAGGAUACAGCU
Messenger RNA from Zootoca vivipara (common lizard), 3485 nucleotides. RefSeq names its product stabilizer of axonemal microtubules 4 (gene SAXO4). Gene Ontology annotation, molecular function: phosphatase binding. The record is from RefSeq and is a predicted model, not a curated record. Lineage: Eukaryota; Metazoa; Chordata; Lepidosauria; Squamata; Lacertidae.